Molecule: messenger RNA, 653 nt
Organism: Phymastichus coffea
Lineage: Eukaryota; Metazoa; Arthropoda; Insecta; Hymenoptera; Eulophidae
Product: deubiquitinase OTUD6B-like
Exons: 3
Coding region: 1-348 (115 amino acids)
Biological process (GO): protein deubiquitination
Molecular function (GO): cysteine-type deubiquitinase activity
Source: RefSeq, a predicted model, not a curated record
AUGAUUGAGAGGUCAAGAGUUCGAGAGUUAGGAUUGAGAGAUCAAGAGUUCGUAGGUUGGAAUUAUAAUCCAGAUUCUGAUGAUCUUAUGUCAAUUGAACAGUAUGAAAAAUACUGUGAUUCAGUUGGAGAAACGAGUGCUUGGGGUGGAACAGUUGAACUGCAGGUACUAGCAAAUAUUCUCAAAUGUCCUAUUGAAGUUAUUCAAGCUAGUGGUGUUCCUUACAUAGUAGGUGAAGAAUAUGAACAGACAAGAAAACUUAUUCUAACAUAUCAUCGGCAUAUGUACCAACUUGGAGCACAUUAUAAUUCUGUAACAAAAUAUAUAGCAAAUUUAGAAGACAGCUGAUCUAACUGUUAAAUUGAUUCAAAUUAAAAUAAAUUAUAGUUAGCUUAUUACACAGUUGAAAUUGUUCAAAUUUUUUUGUGAUUGCUAAAGUUGUAAAGGAUUGUGUUUUAUUAUGCUUUAUGUUAUAAGAAGAUCAUUUUAGAGUAAAUUUUGUCGUGUUAAAGAUUUAUUAUACAUCAACAACGUUAAAAAAUUUUAUAAAAUGUCAAAUGUACAUGAAUCAUGGAAAAUAAUUUAUAUAAGAUAUAUUUUAAUUUAUAUAUGUAAUUAAAUUAUAAAUACAUUCAAGUCUAUGUUUAUCUAGG